Exophiala xenobiotica is the source of this 792-nucleotide messenger RNA. RefSeq lists its product as uncharacterized. The coding region runs from base 493 to 738 and encodes 81 amino acids. NCBI's taxonomy places the organism in Eukaryota, Fungi, Ascomycota, Eurotiomycetes, Chaetothyriales, Herpotrichiellaceae. The record is from RefSeq and is a predicted model, not a curated record. Gene Ontology annotation, cellular component: oligosaccharyltransferase complex. The transcript has a single exon.
CCAAUGGAACACUGACCCUUGGCUUCAAUGCAGCUGUCGGCGUCGCAGCAUGCUCAACUCUACACCAGUACUCCAGAGUGUCCAGAGUAACUGUUGAACCCUCAAGGCCAUCCGCAACCCAUCUCAUUCUCCUUGCUCUACAACGACCUUACGUCUUCCUCAAGCUCGCUCGCUCACUCACUCACUCACCCACGAUCCCAUCGCCUACUCGUCAAGCAUUCAUCGCCCUCCACCACUGGCAGACACCACAUCACACCUCCUCACAUCAUUCACUCCCAAGUCACCAACAACCGUUUCUGGCACGUACCUUCUCGCACCACACCCCAGGCGGCUCUCUUGCCUUCCAGGGCCCUGACCACACAGACCACCACACCAUCACCCAUCACCCACCACUCCCGCUUUCGCUACCACUACCGCCCGCCGGUCCCUUCCCCCUCUCCAAGUCCAAUUCCAGAACCGAACCGCACAGUUCCAAGUGCCAACCCGCCAAAAAUGAUCACAGACUCCCAACUCUACUCCCUAGCCAUCUUCCUCGGCGCCGCCGCCAUGCUAAUGAUCGUGCUGUACCACUUCCUCGAAGUCAACGCCCAAGACGACGACAGCACGGCGGGCAGCCUGGACAGCAACAACAACACCACCACCACCAACAAACUGGCCAACGAAAAGACCGGCGUCGGCGCCGUCAAGCCCGCGCUUGUUGAUCCUUCUCACUCGCGGACACCCUCGUCAGCAGAAUAACACAUAAACACACAUGCACAAGAAGAAGAGAAAAAAAAAAAGAGUGCCUCCGGA